AAAAACAUUGUAAUAUUGGACAACUACUCCGCCUUUCAACCGAUUCAAAGAUUGUCCUUGAAAUCUCCCAUAUUCCCAUGGAGCCCGUCACACACGGUUGAACUUUACAGGUGGUCGAUAUGUCGUCCUCGGACGCUGAGAAUCGGCUCUACCGCAGCCUGGGGCAACUUCCCGCGGCCCACGACAACCGAUACUGCGAAUCUGCAACGCAGCAACUCUUGGAGAUACUAUUCAGAUCCUUAGCCGGCGACGAUCCAAACUAUCUUGGCUACUUCUUCCCUCCGACAUCCAAUCCCGCCGCCCUCAAAUGGAGUUUAAGAGCAGCACAGGGCGCCGUGGAAGGCGCGGAAUACACGGAGGCCGCGCGCGGAACCGCCUGCGGACACAUCUUCAAGGCCGGAGAAGCGUCAUAUCGGUGCAAGACGUGCACGAAUGACGACACUUGCGUGCUAUGCGCCAAAUGCUUUGAAGCUUCCGAUCACGAAGGACAUAUCGUGUAUGUCUCUAUCUCACCAGGCAACUCUGGCUGCUGCGACUGCGGAGACGACGAAGCCUGGAUUCACGCACCGCUCUGCAACAUACACUCCCCGCUCCCAAACAGCGCUCCCGGUGCGAAGGCGGCAGGUAAGGCCAAGGAGUCGUCGGAUUUACCGCCGUCCGUGGUAGAGGGGAUACGCAGGACCAUUGCGAUCGCCUUCGACUACCUUUGCGAUGUAUUUUCAUGCUCCCCGGAACAACUACGGCUACCUAAGACGCUUGAGACCGUUCAGACCGACGAGGUCCAGUCACGACUUUCCUCCCGAUGGUUCCCCGACGUUCCUGGAUGGAGCCCGAGCUACGAGGCAUGCAACGAGUUCGCGCUGGUCUUGUGGAAUGACGAGAAACACACAGUGGAAGACGUCAAAGAGCAGGUGGCGCGAGCUUGCAAGGUUUCCAAAAAAAUCAGUUACGAGAAGGCGCUGGAAAUCGAUGACGUCGGCCGAAGCGUGAUCAUACAUUCCUACGAACUCAAGGACCUUCUCCGGAUGGCGUCGAUUAUCGAGGAGAUCAAACUCACCGUCACCGUACGAUCGGCGAGAGACACGUUUCGCGAGCAGAUGUGCGAGUUCAUCAUCAAGUGGAUUUGCGAUAUCGCGGGCUGCAGCGCUGGGAAUGACGCUCAUAUCCUCCGGAAUACCAUAUGUGAAGAGCUAUUAAAGCCAUGGAGAACAGGAAGUAAGGCACAUCACGCAUAUAUUGGAAAAGAUGGGAUCGAUGAUCACGCAAGCGAAGACAACCUAGAAGAAGAGCUUCGAGGUGGCUAUGCAUCUCGAGCACGCAUUGUUAGGAUGGCACAGCAGUUAACUAGAACAGGGCAGGGCCACGUCAUCCAAAUCGCGGGCGGCGCACAAAUCAUCCUCGGAGAAGCGCAUGGCCUGCUCGAAGAGUUGGAGGCCGAGAACGAAGACCGAAUGGACGUGGACCAAGCCGAUACCGGAGAACGAGAAAGCGAUAUCGAUGUCGAUACAUCGGAUGGACUCGAAGACCCGUCGAGGACAGUUGGACCGGUCGAUUCAGUCGUGCAUCCAGCCAGACGGGGCUCUGCACUCCCUUCGAUGACGCCGAAUCCCCGAAGAGGGAGAACAUCCAGUGUUCCGAUGCCACUUGAUGUCCCAAAGACGCCCAGGCCGGUACAUGCCAGCGGUGGGAAGCCAAUGCCUCCUUCAUACUGGCUGGAGAAACCAGCUGGCUACGGGCGGCAACCCGAAGUCCCUAUUGAGGAAGACCUCUGGCAGAGAGUUCGGUUGGAUUACUUGAUCCUCUACGAUUUGCGGAUGUGGAAGAACUGCCGGAUCGACGUGCGAGAUGUCUUCAUUAGCACCGUGGUCACCCUUCCUUAUUUCAAGCGGUUGAUGGGUCUUCGAUUUGCCGGACUCUACACCCUCCUUGCGCAGCUCUACCUGAUUGCGGAUCGCGAACCCGAUCAUUCGAUCAUCAAUUUAUCACUGCAGAUGCUCACCACCCCGUCCAUCACCGCGGAAAUUGUCGACCGAGGCAAUUUCUUAUCGAACCUGAUGGCAAUCCUCUACACGUUCAUCACUACCCGACAAGUUGGAUAUCCAUCCGAUGUGGACCCCAACGCUAUUCUUUCGCUGGAGCAAGGCACCGUCACGAAUCGCCGGAUCUACCACUUCUUCAUGGACAUGAAGUACAUGAUGAACUCUAGCCUGGUUCAGAGCCUCAUCCGAGACAAUCCGCAGUAUUUACUGCAAUUUUUGGAUCUCGUCAAACUCCAUCAGGGAAUCGUCCCCAAUGUCCGAGCGCUGGGAGAGCAUGUCGAAUUCGAACCGGAGACGUGGAUCAGCGCGUCCAUCAUCACGAGAGAGAUGAACCGGCUGUGCCGUCAAUUCGCUGAAUCCUUCUGCUGGAGACCGGGCGGUGACAAGGGACCGAUCCGCCGCGCGAUCCGAGAGACGGCCAAGGUUGUGAUCAUCAAUUCGAUAGGAGCGGAGCGAGCGCGGUUCGUCCAGUCCGAGAUCACCAGUCCCGUGCGCUUUGACGUCUUCCCUCUCUCCGAGUUCCAUCUCCAAUACGACUCCGACAACCCCGUCGGCUUUCGAGUCGUACAGUACGAUGUCGGUAAAGAGCCGAUGAGUUUCCAUCAUGCUCUACACUACACGUUCUCCUGGCUCGUCGACCGCGCCAAAUGCAUGGACAACGAGGAAUUCCGUGCGUGGAUCGAUUUCACCGCGCAAGACCUCCGCGCGGCGCCCUCACCUCCGAACGCGAAUAUCCCGGAUUUUGUCCCGCAUGACUAUCUCCUGGCCAUGUUCGACUUCCCACUGCGCGUCUGCGCAUGGUUGGCGCAAAUGAAAGCCAACAUGUGGGUGCGCAACGGCGUGACGCUCCGCCAUCAAAUGCAGACCUACCGAGGCCACACGCAGCGAGACUUGGCGUAUCUCCGAGAUAUCUUCUUAUUACAGCUCGCGCUCGUCGUCUGCGAUCCGCAGAUGUUCCUCGCGACCAUGGUCGAUCGAUUCGACCUUCGUGACUGGGCCAUGGGGAAUUUCGGGACGAUCAAACCCGAUCGCGACGAGCUCCAGAUGCUGGAGAUGGCCGAGGAAUUCGUUCACCUGCUCAUCGUGCUGUUGAUCGAGAGGACGUUCCUUCUUCCCAUUGAGAAUCCGAAGGAAUCCCACGUCAUGGGAAUGCGCCGUGACAUUGCGCACAUUCUCCUCUUCCGACCCUUGUCGCAUUCGGACAUCACGCAACGCAUGUCCGAGAAGGUCCAGGACUCCGACGAGUUGGCGGACUUGCUCGACCAGAUGACUCAAUAUAAAGCCCCCGAAGGAGUGUCGGAUGUCGGAACCUUCGAGCUCAAGAAAGAAUUCAUCGCUAAAAUCGAUCCGUACAUUCCACAAUACACCCGCAAUCAGCGGGAAGAAGCCGAGAAUAUCUACAAGCGGUACAUGGCGGAGAAGACUGGUACACCGGUCGAGGAAGUCGUAUACGAGCCCAAUCUCCUGCCUUUGGAAUCUGGCAUCUUCAAAAACCUAGCGCACUUCACGAAAACCCCCAUAUUCAUUCAGAUCAUCUUCUACUUCCUGGAGCUAUCGCUGGUGUACAAGGUCGAGAUGACGAACAUUUCGGCGGCGAAGAUGGAGGUAUUCCUCCAAUUCGUACUCACGUUGAUCCUCAUUGCUGUCAACGAGGACCACGACGGAAAUGGAUUCGUGGUUCCUGCAUUGUAUGCGUACUCCGAGUAUUCCGACUAUCGCCCGGAUACCAAGAUCAUCUCGGCAUUGCAAUCGAUCCUGGCGUCGAAACGGUACGAGGCGUGUGCUCCCAAAAUUCGGCUGAUUUUGAAGCGGAUGAAGGAGAAGAAGCCAGAGGAGUAUGCGGAGUGUUUGGAAUCCCUCGGCUUGUCGUCGCCGCUUUUGGACCCCUCCGAGCUUCACCAAAAUUCGGGCGAGGCCGACAAGGAAUUGAAGAAGAAGCAAGCCCUCGAACGCCAGGCGAAAAUCAUGGCGCAAUUCAAACAGCAGCAGAACAGCUUCGUUCAAAAUCAGACCUUCGAUUGGGGAGAAGAAGAUUUCAGCGACCUGGACGACGAUUUCGAGAAGGUGGAAGCGGAGGAGACGGAGGAGGUUCGAAAAUUCCCCACCGGUACAUGCAUCAUGUGCCAAGAGGAGACCAACAGCGACCGCCUCUACGGAACCUUCUCGUUCAUCUCCGAAAGCAGCAUCCUACGUCAGACGCCCGCGUUGGAUAUGGACUGGAUCGAGGAAGUCCGCGAUACGCCCAUCAGCUUGGAUCGGUCCGCGGAGAGCAUCCGCCCGUUCGGCGUUGCCGGCAAAAACCGCCGCACCGUCGAGAAAUUUGACGCCGACGGGAACGUCACGAUCACGGAGCGGCAGGAAUUGGCGAAAGGGUUCCCAUCGAACUAUACCCGCCGUGGGCCAGUCGCGACAGGUUGUGGCCACCUGAUGCAUUGGACAUGUUUUGAAGAUUACUUCCAGGCGACCCAUCGGAGACACCUGAGCCAGGUCGCACGGCUCCAUCCGGAACGGCUGGAUCUGGGGGAAUUCGAAUGUCCGCUCUGCAAGGCGUUGGGAAAUGCGUUCCUUCCCAUCAUUUGGAAGGCGCAGAAGGUGACGCAGGUGGGACAGGAUUCCACCGAUCUAAACGAUUGGGUUGUGAAUGCACUUCCGCAGUACCUGGCAAGGGGCUUCCGGGAGGAAGAGACCACGCUCACCAAGAAGCUGGAUACGGUGUCCAAGGCAUUGCAGCAAGAGGACACCUUCAUCAAAUACGGGUCUCAGGAGUUUGCCGGUCCAGUGUCCUCAAGGUUGGCAGAUUAUAGCACCUACACCGGCCCGAUCGUGCAGCAAAUCGCGUUACCCGAUCCUACCACCGGACAACUCUCGCAUGCAUUCCAUAUCCUCUCCCCCACGCCUUCUGGUCCGUUGGACGCUCUGAGAAGCGUUCCCGUGUAUCCGCUGCUGGAGCUCAAUCGGGCAUAUAUCCGACUCAACACCACGUUGCGGUUAAACAACAUCCCUUCUCGAUAUGCGCUGCACUCCAUGCGGCCGACGGAGGCCCUUCCAAACACCGAUGCGCUCAUGCGCGCUGUGGGAUUCUCCAUUUCCGCUGCGGAAAUCGCUCAACGAGGCGUGGAGUCGAGUCCGGGAGCGACACUACUCGAGAAGGUACCCGAGCAGACGUUGAUACACUUACGCAUCGUGUCGGAAACCGUCAAAUCCUACAUUUCGCUCGGCUGCAUCCGCAGCGAGACGUCGCCCAUCACCAGCAAGGAGUACACGCAGACCGUGUUUCGACAACUCCAACUCCUCUUCCCUGCACGGCCAGAACUCGGGAACGAUGUCCCCGCCACACGAGGCCUUGACACCCUCUUGGGCCAGGAUCCAUUCAUCUUCCUCACCGAAUGCGCUUUUGGUAUCGUCCCCGCACUGAACAUCGAUCUGCGUGUCGUUAUGCGAUUAUGCUAUCUCGCGGAAAUGGUUCGAGUCAUCCUCGCCUUCAUGCACCGAACCGUGCUGCCGAAGCAUCAUGUCCAGUUCUCGGAUUCGCAACGGUGGACGAAGCAACCGACCAGGCCCGCUGAAGCGCGCAGUUUCCUCAAGUUCUAUAAGAUUGUUUCGAAAGCGCUGUUUCCGACCGGUCCGGCGCCGUCGGACUGGGAUCUAUCGUCUGUCGAGGGUAUGACGCCAUUCAUCUACUCCAUGAUGGCGACAUACAUGCUCCCGUUCUUGCGGAAGUGCAUGAUCCUCAUGAAUGUCAAAUUCGCCACGGAAUUCCCAAUCGUGGAUUCAGGUGCGGACGAGCCGGAGCUGACAAGGCUAGAGAGAGCGCUCAAUUUCCCGAGCAUGUAUGAAAUCACCCUGGAUGUCAUCGGCAACUCGGAGAACCCAACCCAUAGCGACGAGCCUCUGUAUGGGAUCGUUCGUAGCUGGAUCAAGCAUUACCAUGAGGAGUGGGCGGAUAAGGUUAUCCCGGUGGCGCCCGCCCCUUAUCCCAAACCAUCGCCGGUCAUCCUCGCUCACCCUGCCAUUUUCGAACUCAUCGGUCUUCCUCGGAUCUACGAUACCUUGACCGUCGAGGCAUUUAAGCGGAACUGUCCCACCACUGGACGAUACAUGACCGACCCGGUCGUGUGCCUGCUCUGUGGCGAGAUAUUCUGCAGUCAGGCCGUCUGCUGUCUGUCUGAGCGGAAGCCCGGAUCCCGUGAGCGCCGUGGCGGAUGCAACCAGCACCAAAUCAAGUGCGGCGGCACCACCGGCAUGUACAUCAACAUCCGUAAAGGCAUGGUGAUCCUCCUCAGCACGCAGCCCGAGCAGCAGGGCAUGUCGAUGGGCUCCUGGGCAAACGCGCCGUAUCUCGACAAGCACGGGGAAGCGGACCCGACCCUCCGCCGCCAUCAUCAGCUGUUCCUCAAUCAGAAGCGAUACGACGUGCUGUUCCGCCAGCUGUGGCUGAACCACGGGAUCGCGAGCGCGAUCGCGAGGAAGUUGGACUCGGAAAAUAGCAAUGGGGGUUGGGAGACCACGUGAGGCUGAUGGGGAGGAGGAGCUACACCGUUGAGGAAACAAUCCGUAUGCAUACCCGGAUGGUUGGAUGGCAUUGGGAUACCUACCGGGACGGGAUUCUACGACACGGCGAGACGUUUAGGAUGCGGUGAAUGGGUCUGAUCCUUAGCGAUGGUAUUACGAUCCAUGAUUUGUAUAAUAGAUAAUUCAACAAUCUUCAGAUUACCUUGGGUGUCCCAGGCCGCUGAGGGCUAUCCUUCGGUAGGUACCAGUAGCAAUAGGAG
This is a messenger RNA of Eremomyces bilateralis CBS 781.70, 6811 nucleotides long. RefSeq lists its product as uncharacterized. NCBI's taxonomy places the organism in Eukaryota, Fungi, Ascomycota, Dothideomycetes, Eremomycetales, Eremomycetaceae. Bases 120 to 6551 code for a protein of 2143 amino acids. Gene Ontology annotation, cellular component: ubiquitin ligase complex; cytoplasm. The transcript has 2 exons. Gene Ontology annotation, molecular function: ubiquitin protein ligase activity; zinc ion binding. Gene Ontology annotation, biological process: ubiquitin-dependent protein catabolic process via the N-end rule pathway; protein ubiquitination. The record is from RefSeq and is a predicted model, not a curated record.